This is a messenger RNA of Nakaseomyces glabratus, 2562 nucleotides long. It is a transcript of the gene SSY1, whose product is annotated as Ssy1p. Gene Ontology annotation, molecular function: amino acid transmembrane transporter activity. The record is from RefSeq and is a predicted model, not a curated record. Gene Ontology annotation, cellular component: membrane. Lineage: Eukaryota; Fungi; Ascomycota; Saccharomycetes; Saccharomycetales; Saccharomycetaceae. Gene Ontology annotation, biological process: amino acid transmembrane transport.
AUGGGUGAGGAACGAAGCAAUCUAUUCCCUGGUCGAAACAACAUCGAAGUUGUUAUCUCCGAUGAUGACCUUGAUGAUGACUAUAUAGAUGACGGUGAUGGUAUAUCCAUCAAACCUGCAAAUUCUAUUGAUACUGGUGUUUUAAGAAGUAUAAUAGAGGAAGAAGGCUGGUACGAUACCGGUCGGUAUUACGAUGAAGUCCGGAAUCAUCGUUUUUAUGUUACUGAGAGGUAUAUGGACAAGAGGAAAAUAGGGCUGGCUGAUAUGCUCAACAGUUCUAGUAUACUGUCUCUGAACUAUGAUAACCACUCGAUGAAUGAUUUUGAAAGAUAUGAUAAGAAAGUAAGGAAGGAAGCUGAACUUAGAGAUGUUUUAGAGGAUAUAUUAAAAAAGCAGAAUAAUGAUGGAUUGCAAGUGGUCGAGGAUUCUAUUUUACAUGAAAAAUACACAAGUCCUAACACUGAGACUAAUAAUAAGAAGAACAGCUGUGCUAGGCUACGUUUAAAUGUAUUGAAAUCAGCAUUUCAAGGAGCCUAUUCCAAGUCAGCCAAUCCUUCCAGAUCAAAGAAUGCUCAUACGAAUAAUGACAUCAGAAAUAACUUCGACAAUAUGUCGUCACGAACCUAUGUUAUCGAUAACGCAAGUGAUGGAAAUGUUGCUAUUGAUGAAAACAUAGACUAUGAAACAAUGAAACGUAGUGUCAGCAUCGAUGGAAAUGUUCAUUCAAACUUUUACGAUUCAGAUCAGGAGAAGAAAGGCAAGCGCUAUAUCCAUGAAAAGAUCAAUAAAUAUCUACAUGAUAGUACAAGAAGGCGAAAUCAAUUGCAGAGAAACUUAAAAGUGAGGCAUAUUCAAAUGCUAGCGAUAAGUGCAUGUUUGAGUGCAGGGAUUUUCAUGACUUCAGGUAAAGCAUUUUCAAUUGCAGGCCCUUUUGGAUGUUUAUUGGGGUUCAUAAUAACUGGUACAGUUGUAAUUGCUACUAUGAUGUCCUUUGCUGAGCUUGCCACAUUAAUUCCUGUUUCUUCAGGAUUUUCUGGGUUAGCGUCAAGGUUUGUCGAGGACGCUUUUGGAUUUGCUUUAGGUUGGACCUACUGGUUUUCAUCAAUGGUUGCGUUACCUGCACAAGUUGUUUCAAGUACUUUUUACUUCAGUCACUAUGAUCACCUGAAACUCACUAGAGGUGGUACAGCUGGAUUCGUUACACUAUUCUCCUUAUUUCCUUUAGUACUGAAUUUGUUUGAUGUCAGGUUUUUGGGAGAAUUUGUUUACAUUGUUGGUCUAUCAAAAGUCCUGAUAACGAUUAUGAUUGUUAUUGUAAUGCUUGUUCUUAAUGCUGGUCAUGGGUUUGACGUACACGGUAGAGUCAGUUUUCGUUAUUGGGAUGCGGAGAAAUCUAGAAACUUGAAGGAUAUCACUUAUGGUUUAUUUAGGCCGACAUUUGAUUUAUCUGACGCUGGCCUAGGUAGUAUAAACGGUAUUGGUGGAAACAGAGGCCGUUUCAUUGCGGUUGUUUCAGUAAUGCUUGUUUCUACAUUUGCUUUUAGUGGAGUAGAAAUGACCUUUGUAGCUAGUGGAGAAGCCAAGAAUCCCAGAAAGACUAUACCUUCAGCAAUGAAAAGGACAUUCAUUUUCAUUUUCACGAUAUACUUCUUUUUGAUAUUCUCGGUCAGUAUAAAUAUUUAUACUGGUGAUCCAAGAUUGUUAUCGUACUAUACAGGAGCAUUAGAAAGUAGAUAUCAUAAUAUUGAGAAUAAGGUUUCUAAUGAAUGGCAAGUUAGUUAUAGGUGCGAGGAAGUUCUUCAUGGAGUGAAUCCUGGAGAUGUUCAGGCUGGGUUUUCCAGUCCUUGGGUUUUGGCUUUGGAAAAUUUUGGUUUUUGUUCGUUUGCAGCUGGUUUUAAUGCUGUUUUAAUUUUCUUUACAUCGUCUGCUACAGCUUCUUCAUUAUAUGCUUCUUCCAGAACUUUGUAUGCUAUGUCUAUUCAAAGAAAAGCGCCAGCAGUGUUUAGAUUGUGUGAUAGAAGAGGCGUUCCUUAUGUUGCCAUCGGGUUCUCAAGUUUGUUUGCCAUUGUAGCAUACCUGGCUGUGGAUGACGCUGCUAUAUCCAACUUUGAUGUGUUGAUGAAUAUUUCAAGUGCAGCCACGUCAAUCAUUUGGCUCGGAUUGAACGUCGCCUUCUUAAGAUUUUACUAUGCCUUGAAGAAACGGAGGGACAUAAUAUCAAGAGACGAUGUGUUCUACCCCUACAGAUCACCGUUCCAGCCUUACCUGUCCAUGUUUGGUCUGUUGGGGUGUUCCAUCUUUGUUCUGUUUAUGGGUUUCAUAAACUUCAUACAUGGAUACUGGAACACCAAGUCCUUCUUCUCAUCCUACGGUGGGUUGAUCCUCUUUGGAGUCUGCUACUUGGGCUACAAGUUAAUCAGUACAUCUAAGAUACAGAGACUGGAUCAACUAGACCUGGACACCGGCCGUCGUGAAAUUGACCGGAUCCUUUGGACGGAACACCGCCAGUACAGAGGACCUUACUCCGAAAGACUAAAGAAGCUGUACAACUGGCUAAUCUGA